Messenger RNA from Alnus glutinosa, 1261 nucleotides. RefSeq lists its product as uncharacterized. The transcript has 2 exons. Lineage: Eukaryota; Viridiplantae; Streptophyta; Magnoliopsida; Fagales; Betulaceae. The coding region runs from base 60 to 1040 and encodes 326 amino acids. The record is from RefSeq and is a predicted model, not a curated record.
AGGGCCUGAUUAAAAGCUUGGUUGCCAAGAAAAUGACAUGAAGACCAUAAGGGUCGGUGAUGAUAAUGCCCCUCAACCAACCUCUUCCCACAGAAACCAGAAACACACACCCUUCUCUCUCUCUCCCCCUCUCCCAUUUCUUCCUCCCAGAAAAAGCCAUGCUUGAUCCUGGCACAAAACUACUACAAAAUCGUACUAGUUCCUCGAAUCAUAUAGGACAAGGAAGUGACAGUUAUGUCGACAGUUAUGGUUCCCGGGCUCGAAAAACCGCCCAAAACUACGCUAAAUAUAAUAGCUGGAAUGGGAAUGGCAUGGAAGUGCGAUUUGUACCAGAAGUGAAGGCGGCCGAUGACUCCGGUAUUUGUUCGCCGCCUUUGUGGACAACAAGCCCGCCGAGAAGUCCGCCGAGAAGCCCGCAGCACCGGGCAAACCACUACCGUAGCCUCUCUCCAGCGUCAAGGACCCAAGCCAUUGUCAGAGGCCAGAAGGAGCUCAUGGAAAUGGUGCGGAACAUGCCGGAGGCGUGCUACGAGCUUUCGUUGAAGGAUCUUGUCGAGCAGCCUUUCGUUGAUCAAGCUCGACAGGAAAGCGUGCCGGAAGAGAGGGCUUUGUAUAGGAGGGAGAGUAGUAAGAAGAUGAAUGAUAAGAGAACACAGGGGAGAAGAAGUACUGGAGGCAUAGAUGGUGGAGGGCUUUACCUUAAGAUGAGCUUUCCGUUGUCUUUAGGGUCUUGGAAGAAUAAGCAGAAAAAUGAGUCGUCGUCUGCGACAAAUACAAGUGCAAAAGUUUCUCCCAAGCCUCCGGUAACGGAUGGAUCUGUAAAGGGUGUAGAUAAGGAGUGGUGGAAGAAGACGUUUUCGGUAUCCGGAGAGAGUGAAAGUGGUGGGUCUAGUAGCAAUGGAAGCAUGAAAAGCAGUGGCAGCAGCAGCAGCAGAAGCAGCAGCAUCAGAAGCAGAAGCAGCAGCAGCAGGCAUGAUAAUGGUGGUUGCUUGUCGUUUUUUUGCACCAAGAAAAGCAAAAUCCAGACGCGGAGUAAAUGAGCUGCAUGGAAGAAAAACAGGAGUACAAUAUGAAUUUUCAUGUAAUUGUCACUGCAAUAAUGUCUAGGUACAGUGGAGGGAGUAUACAAGAUUAUCACAACAGAAGUUUGCAACUUAGUAUAAUUAUAUUCUUAACAGGUUUUCAAAGUGUGUAUCUUUUUCUCCUUUUUCAGUUUCCUAUAUUGUGAAGCGAAUAGAUCGAUGAGUGUUGGUUUUGGUUA